GCGACUCGCGACGCCUUGACGCGACCCCGGCCAUGGAUCGACUGCUGCCUUGACAUGUUGUACAUACGCGACCGCGAUCGACCGACUUCCAUCCAUGAUGCGUGCGAGGAUGAAGCCUAAUUCGCGCGCCGCCAACUGGGCCGGCGUCCGCGACGCUGUGCUCGGCCUCCUGCUCCUCGUCGCCAUCAAGCUCUCCGCUAUCGCCCUCGACCAUGGCUGCGCUCGCUAUGUGACGCUAAUUGAAUUCAUGAUCGACUCGGAUGACCAGUCGGGAAUCACGCCCAGGCCACAAGCAGCAAAGAAUUGGCACCCGUACAGGGACAUGGCGGAGUCCAACGUGCCCCAGGAGCGCCUCGAUGUCGACCGCUGCGUCUACUUGCACAAUCACGUCGUCGAGUUGGGCUGGGCUGGACGGCACCGCGACGUCGAGCCCAAAGAGAUCCCGGCCCGCCCGACGACAACGUGGUGGGAGCACUGGGAGGGCGUCGAGGCCGAGGUGGGGAACCUGGCCUACCUGCAAGAGGUCCUGACGCCGGAUGUGGUUGAGUUCCUGCACCGCGCGCAGAUGCCAGCCGAUGGCCUCGCCUUCUCAUACUUUCUUGAGGGGCUGGCGUCGCCGCAAGAUAUGGCCGAGCAUCUCCAGUCGACCUACGAAAUGUACGAGGAGACACGAUACCUGCUGCUGUACAUGAGGACUUGGACCGAGGAUCGGCUUGGGGUCGUAUUCGACAUGGACACCAACCUGGCGAGCUACGUUGACUAUUGGACUUUUCUCAACGAUGAACUAGACUCUUUCCCGCUCGAGCUCGUGUUGGCGACGUAUGUUGGCCUUGUGGAGAGUGGGAAGUUUGUCGCGCUUCCGCAAGCGGAGGUGGAUGCAAUUCGUGAGAAUGACUACUUUGGCCACUCCGAAUACAGCUCGCCGUGGGCCAUGAAGCCCUACGGCGAUAAAGCGCUCAACGACACCCUCGACUAUUUCAAAAAGCUGCUGAGGGCCAUCUGGGAGCGCAUGCCGGCCGAUGCAAAAACGGCGCAGGCCGAGCAGAGGAUGUGCCAGCGCCUUAUUCAUCCAGAGGCCCUAGCAGACAACCCGGACGUGCCAAAUGACAGCUUCCUGUACAACUUCCUCACCUGCGCCCCGGGGUGUCCUUUCCGCUACAUUGCCCCGGGCCUUGAAUGUCCCACACCAGAGAACAUUGCCGCCUUUCUGGAAGGGCCUCCGUGGCCGCCACCACCAGACCCAGCCAAGUACAGCCAGGGCCCGUCGGAGCAUCCAAUCCUGCUGUUUGGAUCGGACGAGGUAAUUGAAGACAAUGUCGACGGCGGCGGCUUCUACUACGUCGCGAACUCGACCCUGACCGGCAUGCGGGGUGGGCUGUAUCUCAACUCACAGACACACGCGUGGGACGGAUACCAAGACGGCGUGCGCCUCGUCACGCCCUUCCCCGUCGGGGCCAACGGAUUCGCGCGCUUCGGCGACAACAGGGCCAUCACGGACAAGCCGUACCGGUACGGCUCGCAAGAAGGCCCUGCCCGCGACCCGGAGGCCUACACGUCGCUGUUCCAAAGCGGGACCAAUCCGUUCAACGAUCCGCACCACACGCAGCUGAUGGUGCUGCUGCAGUUCUGGAUUCUGCUGGUGGAGAACGGGCUGUGGACGGUCGGGCCUGCGGGCGUCGAAGGCGGCAUGGACGUGUUCAAAAUGGCCGACGACGAAGACCAGUGGUGGAGGUACACGCUCAUGGCCGCCACGCCUUGAUUAACGCUCGUUCCGAGCCCCGAUGUGCCGAUGCCGGCUGCUCAUCUCAUCGCGGGCCUGGCCGUGGGUGCCCCGCUCGGCAUGACACUCCCGACGUUGAAACCGCCUGUUACCCGUGUGAAACUCUAAACCAAAACAUACGAGCUUGAUGCCGCGUAGGCAUGAAACAGAAACGACUACCGGAGAAACAAG
This is a messenger RNA of Aplosporella prunicola CBS 121167, 1951 nucleotides long. RefSeq lists its product as uncharacterized. The coding region runs from base 95 to 1759 and encodes 554 amino acids. The record is from RefSeq and is a predicted model, not a curated record. The transcript has a single exon. Lineage: Eukaryota; Fungi; Ascomycota; Dothideomycetes; Botryosphaeriales; Aplosporellaceae.